UGCUUUUUUUUCUUUUUAAUUAGUCUUUUUCAGAUAAACCCCUCUCUGACAACGACCUGUCUUGUUUUCACAUGGCUGCUAAACAUAAGUAGAAUUACUUUGUUAGGCAACCAUUAACAGGGCAUUAACAUUAAGAAAGAAUUGAAGGAGUUUCAAAAGAACAAGAUCAAUAUUUCAGUUGUGCUGCCGCCUGAAAUGCCUCUAUCGAAUGAGACUAUGAUCUGGCACAAUAAAAAAGGAAAAGUAGCUGAGAGGCAGAGAAAGGGUCAUUCACAAACAAAAGCGAAGUUUUUUCCAUUUCACGGAUAAACAGUAGAAAAUUUGAGGGAAGAUGAGCUGCACCUCAAUAAUUAGUGAGAGUUUGUGAUUGGUUUGGAAAAGCAUAAAGCAGUUGAUGUUGAUGCCCCAUGUAAUGAUCAGAGAGGCACAUGCUAAACCCAACAUUACCAGAGUCCUUUUUUCAUCUUUUUGAGAGUGUUUUUUCUCUUCAUCUCAUUCCCCACAAGUUGUGGUCCGACCUCCCUUAUCUUAUGCAUUCAACUCCCUCUUUUUCAUCACUAAACUUGGUCACAUCAAGCUUUAGUCUCAUUGUUUCUUCUCUUACUUGUAGCCUCCCUUCUCUUCUCUUCCCCACCUCAAAGAUUCCAAGGACAAUCAAACUAAGUGACUAACCACCUGCCUAACUCACUCCUUUUAUUUCUCAUAGCUCUCCCUUUUCUCCCUCUAUUUAGUUUCAUCUUUGUCAUUCACCUCAGAAUAGCUUCCAUCAAGCUUCUUGAGUUGGGUACUCUAAACAAAGUCCGAUAAUGCCACCGAUUCACUCUAGUCCAUAUUUCCAAAUGGACAAUCCGGCAAUACUGUCCUUGCUCCGGCCCACUCCAGGAGAGAAGCAUCGAAAGUCCGGUAGUGGCGGUCUCUGGCGUAUGUUCAAGCUCUUCCCUAUGCUAACCUCGGGUUGCAAGAUGGUUGCACUAUUGGGCAGACCUCGGAAGCCUUUGCUGAAGGACAGUGCUACAACAGGUACAAUUUUUGGCUAUCGUAAAGGCAGAGUUUGCCUAGCAAUACAAGAUGAUCCCCAUUGCGUGCCAAUGUUUGUCAUAGAGCUACCCAUGCUUACCACUGUACUUCAAAAGGAAAUGGCAUCUGAUAUAGUCAGAAUUGCUCUAGAGAGUGAAACCAAGACUCACAAGAAGAAACUGUUGGAGGAGUUUGUCUGGGCAGUGUUCUGUAAUGGAAGAAAGAUGGGUUACUCGAUCAGGAGGAAACAAUUGUCUGACGAUGAGCUUCAUGUUAUGCAGCUCUUGCGAGGUGUGUCAAUGGGUGCAGGGGUUCUUCCAAGCCCAAAUGAGAAGGAAACAGCCGAUGGGGAAUUAACGUACAUGAGAGCCAGAUUUGAGAGGGUGGUUGGAUCAAAGGACUCGGAAGCUCUAUACAUGAUUAAUCCAGAUGGAGCACCAGGACCGGAACUAAGUAUUUUCUUUGUAAGAGCUCAUUAGAAUUUGUGUUAUUUGUAUACUUGGAAAUUUUACGUGA
Messenger RNA from Durio zibethinus, 1533 nucleotides. RefSeq names its product protein MIZU-KUSSEI 1-like. Lineage: Eukaryota; Viridiplantae; Streptophyta; Magnoliopsida; Malvales; Malvaceae. Gene Ontology annotation, biological process: hydrotropism. The record is from RefSeq and is a predicted model, not a curated record.